Colletotrichum truncatum is the source of this 1146-nucleotide messenger RNA. The record is from RefSeq and is a predicted model, not a curated record. NCBI's taxonomy places the organism in Eukaryota, Fungi, Ascomycota, Sordariomycetes, Glomerellales, Glomerellaceae.
AUGAUUGAUUUUACCCCCUCAGAGUCGCAGCGUACCGCUCGCAAGAAUGCAGCUGCUUUCGCCUCACACGUACUAAACGGAGCAUACGAAUCAUACACCAAACUACCCAACGAUGGCGUCUCCCGCUUCCUCUCCACCAAGCCCCUCUUCGAGACAGCCGUCCGUUUGGGCAUUAUCAAGUCACUGGUACCACCGCACCUCGGCGGCACCGGUGGCACCCUGCUUGAAUCCUCAUUAGUCACCGAAGAACUGUUCGCGGUAGAGCCCGGUGUCUCACUGAACUUGCUGACUGUCAGCCUUGGCCUGAUGCCGCUGCUCUUUUCCCCUGCAGAUGAAGAUUUGAAGCGAGAGUUGAUCGCGCCAUUCUUGACUGGCGAGGGAGCACCUCUGGCGGCUUUCCAAUGGUCUGAACCGGGAGGCACUGCGAACUUUCUCGAGAAGGGUGGGAAGGGCAUGCAGACGACGGCGCGGAAGGACGACGGGAAAUGGAUCAUCAACGGCGAGAAGAUCUGGGCGGGUAACGGCGCAGGGUGGGAUGGCCGAGGAGCGGAUCUGCAGACCAUAUUCUGCCGUAACAGCGAUAUCAACACAGACGAUCCCGCAGACUCAGCAUUGCUAUUCGCUGUGCCGCGCGCUGUCCUGGAUGAGAACGAAUCGGAGGCAUUCCGUGUUGUAGAGUACAAGGAGACACCGGGCUUUACAGUACACUGCGGCCCCCAUGUUGCAUUCAAAGACCUCCGGGUUCCAGACAAGUACGUGAUUGCUUCUGGAGCCAACGCUGCGCGGAUUGCCGAGACUGCAUUUGCGGCAACGGGAGCUAUGGUCGGUGCCAUGGGCGUCGGCAUCAUGCGCACUGCGUUCCAGUCUGCAUUGAAAUUCGCCAGGGAAAAGGACCAGGGUGGAAGCGUCAAAGUACUUGAGAGGCAAUCGGCAGCGGAUGUGCUAAUCACACUCAAGACGCGCAUUGACACGGCGAGACUGUUAAGUUGGAAGGCGGCGCACGCGGUGGAUAACGGCGCGAAGAAUGCCGUAGAAUUGUGCUCUCAGGCCAAGAUUUAUGGGUCUGAGACGGCGGUUGAGGGUGUUGCGGAAGCGAUGAGGGUUAUUGGGAUGAGCAUCAUGGUCGAACGAGUAUCCUUUUGCUAG